GGAAUUUUCUAAACUGGAGGCUUGUAGGGGCUGUUGAGGGGCUUCUGAUUACAGAUCGGCCGCGGGCGUCACCCUUCCUCUUCGCUGCUGGGGACCCUGCUCAGCUUCUAGGUCUCUGAAAAGUUUGGAUUUGAGGGGCACCUUACUGGGACAUGUUGUCCCCCAGGGAUCUUAAGAGGAAGAGGGGGGAGAUGACUGCUUGGACAAGGGUUGCGCUACUGCUGCCUUUGGCGCUGCUUCUGCCAGCCGUGCCCGGGGGCUGCCUGAGCCGGCAGGAGCUCUUCCCUUUUGGACCCGAGCAGGGGGACCAAGAGCUGGAAUCUGGGGAUGACUCCAUCUCCCCAGCCCUAGAGCUCCGUCUGCGGAUCCACUUCUAUGACAAAUACGAUGUCUCCUCCAUCUAUAUCACUACAAAUGGCCUCAUUGCCAUGAGUGAACCUCCUCUUGAAGAAGCCAGCCCUGGUCGAUUUCCACCUUCCUUUGGAGCUGUUGCACCCUUCCUGGCUGACCUUGACACGACAAAUGGUGGAAAAGUUUAUUAUCGGGAAGAUUCUUCCCCUGCUAUUAUUCAGCUAGCUGCAGAUUGUGUCCGAAAAGGUUUCCCUGAGGUCUAUUUCCAACCCCAGAGUGUGGUGGUGGUCACCUGGGAAUCCAUGGCUCCUUAUCAAGGCUCAGAAAGGGACCCUACCCAAGAAGGCAAGAGAAACACAUUCCAGUCUGUCUUAGCUUCCUCCGACUCCAGGACGUAUGCCAUUUUCCUUUACCCAGAAGAUGGUUUGCAGUUCUACACCACUCACUCCAAGAACGAUGAAAACCAAGUUUCUGCUGUGGUUGCAUUUAGUCAAGGCUCAGUGGGUUUCUUAUGGAGAAGUGAUGGUGCCUACAACAUAUUUGCUAAUGACAGAGAAUCCAUUGAAAAUUUGGUCAAGAGCAGCAAUGCAGGACGUCAAGGUGUCUGGGUUUUUGAGAUUGGGAGCCCUUCCACUGCCAGUGGUGUGGUGCCAGCUGAUGGCAGCCUUGGAUCUGAUGGAGCAGAAUAUGAAGAUGAGGAAGAUGAAGACUAUGACCUGGUGAGCGUGUCUGAGAGGUCCCUGGGCUUGGAGGAUGUGGGCACCACAAUUGACCCCUACGAUGUCCCCAGGAGGGGGGAUGAAGACACAUAUGAUUUGUUAAAUCCCAUCUCCCCACGUCACACCAGUACGGAGAGACCACCUCCAGAAGAACCUAUUGUGGUGGAUCAGUACCCGGAUCCUUCUACUAGGGGAACAAAUUCAUUCCUCUACCCAGCUGAAGGAUUUCCCCAGGAGCAUCCACAGGUCAUAGACGUGGAUGAAGUAGAGGAAACGGGGAUUGUUUUCAGGUACAACACUGAUUCUCGACAGACUUGCGCCAAUAACAGAUACCAGUGCUCCAUUCAUGCACAAUGCAGGGACUACCCAACAGGUUUUUGUUGCCAUUGUGCUGCCGGAUACACUGGAAAUGGUAGACAGUGUGUUGCAGAAGGUUCUCCCCAACGAGUUAAUGGUAAAGUUCGAGGAAGGAUCUUUGUAGGGAAUAGCCAAACUCCAAUUGUCUUCGAGAAUACUGACCUCCAUUCUUAUGUUGUGAUGAACCAUGGGAGAUCCUACACAGCCAUCAGCACCAUUCCUGAAUCUCUGGGUUAUUCUCUAGUACCUCUGGCUCCUGUGGGAGGCAUCAUUGGAUGGAUGUUUGCUGUUGAGCAGGAAGGAUUUAAGAAUGGAUUCAGCAUCACUGGAGGAGAGUUCACCCGUCAAGCUGAAGUGACCUUUGUUGGGCAUCCGGACAAGUUGGUUAUAAAGCAGAAAUUCAAUGGCAUUGACGAGCAUGGCCAUCUGACCAUCACUACGGAGUUGGAUGGACGUGUCCCUGAGAUCCCAUUUGGCUCCACUGUCCAGAUAGAACCCUACACUGAGCUCUACCAUUAUGCCAACUCUGUUAUCACAUCCUCUUCCACCAGGGAGUAUAAAGUGACUGAACCUGCUCAAGAUGGGAUCGCUUCUUCACGUACCUACACUUACCAAUGGAGGCAGACCAUUACCUUCCAGGAGUGCACUCAUGAAGAUCCUCGACAGCCCCUUCCUCCCACCCAGCAACUUUCUGUGGAUAGUGUAUUUGUCCUAUACAAUAAGGAAGAGAAGAUCUUGAGAUAUGCUUUGAGCAAUUCAAUUGGUCCUAUUGGGGAUGGCUCCCCUGACUCCCUUCAGAAUCCUUGCUACACGGGUACCCAUGGCUGUGACACAAAUGCAGCAUGCCGCCCAGGUCCAGGAAGUCAUUUCGUUUGUGAGUGCUCCAUUGGCUUCCGAGGAGAUGGACAGAGUUGCUAUGAUAUUGAUGAAUGCUCAGAGCAGCCAACAGCCUGUGGAAGCAAUGCCAUCUGCAAUAAUCACCCAGGAACCUUCCGUUGCGAGUGUAUCGAGGGCUACCAGUUUUCUGAUGAAGGCAUGUGUGUGGCUAUUAUUGAUGAUCGCCCUAUCAACCACUGUGCAACUGGACUCCACGAUUGUGACAUCCCCCAGCGGGCACAGUGCGUGUACACUGGAGGCUCCUCCUACCACUGUUCCUGUUUGCCUGGCUUCUUAGGAGAUGGGCACGCCUGCCAAGAUGUAGAUGAAUGCCAACAAAAUCGUUGUCAUCCGGAUGCUUUCUGUUACAACUCUCCGGGCUCCUUUGUUUGCCAGUGUAAGCCUGGAUAUCAGGGUGAUGGUUUCCAGUGUGUUCCAGGAGAAGUAGAGAAAACCAGAUGCCAGCGUCAAAGAGAACAUAUUCUAGGAGCAGUGGGUGCCACCGACCCAAGAUGGCCCAGACCUGUGGGGCAGUUUGUUCCUGAAUGUGAUGAACAUGGGCAUUAUGUACCAAUGCAGUGCCAUCACUCCAGCGGGUACUGCUGGUGUGUGGAUCGAGACGGCAAUGAGAUUGAUGGCACCAGGACCGGCCCUGGAAUGAGACCUCCGUGUCUGAGCACAGUCGCUCCUCCAGUCCACCCUGGACCUUCAGUUCCUCCAGCUGUAAUCCCUCUCCCCCCUGGGACACACUUACUCUUUGCCCAGACUGGGAAAAUAGAGCGUCUCCCACUAGAAGGAAAUAAUAUGAAGAAAACUGAGGCCAAGGCUUUACUUCACGUCCCUGAUAAAGUUAUUAUUGCACUUGCCUUUGACUGUGUGGAUAAGGUGGUUUACUGGACAGACAUCAGUGAGCCUGCCAUUGGGAGAGCCAGCCUUAAUGGUGGGGAGCCAACCACCAUCAUCAAACAAGAUCUUGGAAGUCCAGAAGGACUUGCUCUUGAUCAUCUAGGUCGCAAUAUUUUCUGGACUGAUUCUCACCUGGAUCGAAUAGAAGUAGCAAAGCUCGAUGGCAGUCAGCGCCGAGUGCUGUUUGAGACAGAUCUGGUGAACCCCAGAGGAAUCAUAACGGAUUCUAUUAGAGGAAACCUUUAUUGGACAGACUGGAACAGAGAAAGUCCUAAAAUUGAAACUUCUUACAUGGAUGGCACCAACAGAAGGAUCCUUGUGAAAGACGACCUGGGAUUGCCCAAUGGAUUGACUUUUGAUACUUACAGUUCACUGUUAUGCUGGGUAGAUGCAGGCACCAAUCGGGUGGAAUGCAUGAACCCCAGUCAUCCCGGCCAGCGCAAGAUCCUUGAAGGGCCCCAGUAUCCUUUUGCCGUUACAAGCUAUGGGAAGAAUUUGUAUUACACAGACUGGAAAACGAAUUCCGUAGUGGCAGUGGAUCUCGCUAUCUCCAAAGAGACGGACAGCUUCCAUCCUCACAAACAGACCCGGCUGUAUGGCAUAACAACAGCUUUUUCUCAGUGUCCCCAAGGCCACAACUACUGCACAGUGAAUAAUGGAGGCUGUACUCAUCUCUGCUUGGCUACCCCAGGAAGCAGAUCCUGUCGAUGUCCUGACAACACCCUGGGGGUUGACUGCAUAGAGAGGAAGUAAUGCACUGGAAACAAAGAAAAGAAAGGAAUGCCACUUACAUUUACCACACUUUCGACCACAACACCCUACCUUGACAUGGGCCAGACUGAAAUCAAUCUUUCAGAGCCAAGUUGUAAUUGACCCAGUGACCAACACAACCUGGGGACCUUCAGUGUUCCAUUUGCCACUAAAAAAAAUACAUCCUGUGCUCUCUGUAAUAGGAAAGCCUCAAUCCCUAUACUAGAACUGUAAGGACCCUCUUGGUGGAGGCUCCUGGAGAAAUGCAUGAAGCCCUGCCUCCAUGUUGUCUGGCUUCUUGAGUCUCAGCCUCUUGAUACACAGCCAGCCUGAGCCAACUUGGGAAGAAUUGUGAGGUAGGCUAGGUUCCUUUGUGAUGGCCUACCAUCUCCCUGCCAGGUGCUCUCUUAACCUGUUUCAUUGCCCUCCUCUUCUAGUAUACAUCUUCAACAAAUUCAGUUCUCUCAUGCUGCCAAAGGCUUCCUACUAUAAUGUCUUAUAUAGGCCCUUUUGUUCUACUCUUUACUCUUGGACAAAGAAAACCUUGUGUAUGCUCCUUCCCAUUUCCUGGGAAUUCUACUGUCUGCUGAGGAAUUCUUGUCACCUGUCCCCAGUAAAAUAUUAGCAUUUUAAUGGUGAUGUGAGGUAGAACAGGCCUUAAUCCAAAUGAAUGAAUCUAAAAUAUAUUUUAGGCCAGCACAAGAGACAUUUAGAUGCAAGAGGAUUCUUUGGAUCAUCCCUCAAGCCACACCAACAACUACUCUCUCUAGUGCAUCCAUCCACAUGUACCCCUACCACCAAUAAUCCAGUAUGCCAAGACCAUAGAAUGUAAGAGCUGGAAGGGUUAUUUUGGGUCUAACUUUCUCAUUUUACAUAUGCGCAAACUGAGCUCCAGAGAAGCUACAUAGGCAACAAUUCAUUCCUUGUCUCAACAUUUUAUACAAGUGCUCUAUUCCUGGGUUCCAGAUUUCUCUAACACCAAGGCCAGGAAACGAAUGCUAUGGAGAUCGUUUUCUCCUCCCAUGUCUGGUCCAUUUAGCAGGCUAACCGUCCUCACAGUUAAAAUUCUCCUCAGAUCUGCUUUUCCUCCUAAUUUGAUUUCUUUGAUUUCACGUGCUUUAUCCAGUAUCCUCACUCAUUAUGUGGAUGGUCCUUGUUGGCCUUCUACCUUCUCAUUCUUGAGGGAUGAGUCCUGUCUUCUCAUUUUAGGAGAAAAACUGAAGAAUUAAUGAAGCUUCAGAGGGAGGUAUAUGGCUGUGAGAAGUAGUGGGGAGAGAUAGGAAUGGUCUCUUUCUUAGCAUAUGGUGCUGGGCACAUCCCAGUGGUUUGGACAUCCUAGGAGGCAUUCCAGGAAAUGUGUGGCCAUAACACUUCAAUUCACCAUUUAUUUGGCACCUACUAUAUGCAAAUCUCUGUCAUCAUUGUGCUGUGCAGACAGUAGGUACUUCUUAAACAUAAACCAGAUUGAAUUCCUAGUUUAAAAAACCUAAUUCUUAAUUGUUUAUCGAUGAAGACUUUUUAAAAGGCCCCUUGCCUCUUUUCAUCCCCAGUGCUUAGCAUAGUGCCCAGCACAUAGUAGGCAUUUAAUAAACAUUUAUGGAUUGAUUGUUCCCAUUAAUUUUUUUCUAGGUAUUUUCUGUGAUUGGUUAAAAAUGCUCUUUUAGCUGUUUGAGUGGAUAGCAUGGGAUUUUUAUAUCAUCUGCUCUUUAGAGGCCAGUAGCUAAUGCCACAGUAGAAAUAUGGGUCCAAAGCUACGUUUCUAAAGUUGGGGGUUUUAAUGGUAUAAAGACCAGGGAUAUUAAAGCUGUGGAAUGUAGUGUAGAAGGGAACGUAGUGAUUGAAAAAUAGUUUUAGACAAAAAUAACUGGAGAGGCAAAACAAAUGUUAAUAUUAUCAACAAAGAAAACUCAGUAAGUUCUGAGGUGAAGGGAUCCAUGUGCCAAAGAAUAGUUAGUCUCUGUCUGUCUCUCUCUCUGUCUCUCUGUCUCUCUGUCUCUCUCUCUCUCUCUCUCUGUCUUUCUCUCUCUCUGUCUCUCUUUCUCUGUCUCUCUCUUACACUUUCCCUGGCAAUGUCAUGUAAGAUAAUCAGCUCUCUCUCUCUCUUUCUCUGUCUCUUUCUUAUACUUUCCCUGGCAAUGCCAUGGAAGAUAAUCAGUUAAGUGCCAAAUGAAUAGUAUAGUAAGUUCUGUAGGAGUCCAAAGAGGACAGUGGACUAGAUUGUUCAGAAAAAACUUCAUGGAGCAAGUAGAACUUUCUGUGGGCCAUGAAGGAUGGCCAGAACUUGAAUCAGGGGAAGGGCAUAGGGUUGGAAAUUCAUAGAGUUGGGAACAAGUACAGUGUAUUUGAAAGACAUUCAGCAGAACAGAGUGGGUAAAACAGUGUUUGUAUAAGAAAGAAAUGGGAAGUAACAUUAGAAAGGAAGCUUGGCAUCAGGUUGUAGAGAACCUUGAAUGCCAAGGAAAGGAAUUUGAAUUUUAUCUUAAAGGUAAAGAAGAGCCUUCAAAUUGUUGGGGGGAGGAGUUCUUCCUCUGAACAAGAUAGUGAAAUAAGUCAUUGGUAUUUGAAGGUUAAUCUGGCAGUAGUGUGUAGGGUGGACUUGGAGGGGGAGAGGAACAAGUAUAAGCAGGGAGAAGAAUCAUGGGAUGAUCGCAGUAGCCCAAGCAUGAUGCUAAGCAUCUAGACCAGGGGGAUAUUACUUGUCAGCCUGUUAAGAGAGAUUCCUGUUUAGAUGUGGGUUGGACUAGGUAACCCCUGAUGUCCCUAACAAAGCUAAGAGCUAUAUUCAAAAUUUCUUUAAAAACUGUAUUAGCUGGUAAGGAUUUAUAGUCUGACCCUUUUCAGGGCCAUUUGCAUAUUUUUUUCCAUAGAAGGCUCUUGGAGACAAAGACCUUUAAGACUCAAAGCAAUUAAACUAUGAUGGCAAAACAACAAGUGGUAUUUUCUGUCUUUGGAGAGCUUCAAGCAAAGACAGGAUGACUUUUUUUGAGGAUGAUAUGGUUGAGAUUCAUGCCUCAGGUAGAGCUUGCACUAAGUGAGCUUUGAGGUCCCCUCCAAUCCUGCAAUUCUAUAAUUCAGUGAUUUUUCCUUCCCAAGAAAGGCCUUCCCACACCAUCUCCCCUCUAUGCUCACUCCAGUUUCUAGCCCCCUUCCCCUCUCUCUUUCUAUAUAUCUAUAGAAGAAGAACCUUGGGACCCAGGUGAGGAAAGAACCUUUCCUUACACAUGCUAAAUACAGUUUUAUUUUGUGAUGCAAGUGAUACAUCUCCGAGAAGCACAAAAUUGAGGAACCUUUUGGUCCCUCCAGUAGUGUUGGGGUUGAUUUGAGGCCUAUCCUACAGAUGAGAUUCCUUUUGAUUUAUAUUUAUCAAAACAUAUCCAGCUCUAUAUAAAGUGUUUUUCAUGAUUUUGUAUAACUUUUAUAACUUCAUUUUAUUCACAUUUUAUCAGAUACAUUUUUUUCAAAAAAUUUUAAAAGCUGUCAAUUCUAAAAAAUGUGCAGAACAUUGAAGGUGCUUAAUAACUAUGUUUCCCCAAAGUUAUGCAAUUAUCAGGUGAUUCCCUAAAGUUUACAUCUGUACCACUAAUAGUGCAAAAAAUAAUAAAGUGGUUUUUUUGUAAAAAAAAAAUCUUCUUGUGCUCAGUGGUGUCACCUUUUCUGAAUGAUGAAUUUUACAACCUACAGUUUUCUUAUCACUGGCUGGUUAAUAACUAU
Molecule: messenger RNA, 7670 nt
Organism: Trichosurus vulpecula (common brushtail)
Lineage: Eukaryota; Metazoa; Chordata; Mammalia; Diprotodontia; Phalangeridae
Gene: NID1
Product: nidogen 1
Exons: 20
Coding region: 153-3962 (1269 amino acids)
Biological process (GO): cell-matrix adhesion
Molecular function (GO): calcium ion binding
Source: RefSeq, a predicted model, not a curated record